UAUAAAUCCGGCUUCGAUUACGAUGCAAAUGCAAACUUUUGUUUACCAGCUUUGAUUAGAUUCUAGCAUAGUUUCGUCCCAUGUUAUUUGCAGGAGGCCGUAAGGGCAUUGUUAUUUUGACUUUUCAGCUGAUUUCUCCAUCACCAGGGUGCCAAAGGUGCUAGGAACAUCUGUCUUGAUUUUUCUUUCGGGAGUUUCGAACCACUCUUUGGUGAUAAUCAAAGUUAAGAAAACUUAAAGAAUUCUUCGAGAUGUCUUCUCCCAGCUCCCAAGCGAUAGCUAGACAUAAAUUCAGGUACCCUAUCGGAGACACAUACGAUGGGGAAUGGAAUAACGAUGGCAGAAAGCACGGAAUUGGUGAACUUACCCUGGUCGACGGAACGAAAUAUACUGGACAAUUUCAAAAUGGGUUUUGUCACGGACAUGGUGUUGCGAAGUUUCCCGACGGUUCCCUGUACGAGGGCGAAUUCGAAAACGGAAAAUACCAUGGCUAUGGAGUUUUCACGCGAAGUGAUGGGAUGCGCUUUGAAGGCAGGUUUCAGAGUGGAAGAGUCGAUGGCGAAGGCCGAAUUACCUUCCCAGACGGGAGCCAUGGGAGACCUCGACAAGAAGGCUAUUUCAUGGGAACUGAACUUGUAGAGAGACAUCGAGUGAACGAAUCAGUUCUCAAAGCACAACAGGCUCUUAAAAUGGCUCGAAAUAUAACGAUUUGAGAAAGAAGUCAUUCCAAGUAACUAGUUGAAAUAAGUUUUAGUUGCUUUAACUUUUUUCUGCCGCAUAACAUGUAAUUACAGUGACGAAGUCAACUGAGGCAUAUUAUGCUCUUACUUAAGUAUUUUAUCUUACGCGAAGCUUUAAGUUAAAUGAUCGUUUAUGAAAAAAAUAAUCUGACAGGUCAAUAUAUAUUGUUACAUCCCUAUGACUUGUUGAGUAUGCAUGGCAUAAAAGAUAAGUCAUCGUGGGAACUUGAUACGGAAAUUUGUCACUAACCCUCUCUCGUGUAAAUAGGAGCUUCCGGUAACCCUAACCAUCCGAAUAUUAGUAUGCGUAUUUUCCAUACUGAUCUCUUUACAUUUCCUAUGGAAAUGGCUGGGAGAAUUUGUUUAACAAACAAGAGCUUCUUCAGGUGGUGAUCAUGUCCUUAAUUCUCAUGACCUCAAUGGUUGAUUCAUGAAUGCUACUGAAAGGAAAAAUUAAAUUUUAAUCACUCCUAACCCUUUAUACCCUACGAUUUUUAUACAUAUCCUCCACACCGAUUUCAAAACAUUUUCUGAACUACUGAUGAGGGAAAUUGUCUACCAGUCAAUAGCUUCUUUGCUUGGCAAUUAUUUCCUUUUUUUCUCUUUACUUUUAUGUUUGAUCCAGGGGUGAUACUGUGAGGAGAAAUUAGAUGCUAUCACUUUUAAGGGGUGAAUGGGUCAUUAUAAUUUUUCCCUCAAUUGUAGUUAUAACUUAAGUCACUGACUUACUUUGGAAACAGUUUUCAUAAAGCAAUUUGUCCCACAGACUUGUGUAUGAAUAAAUUUGCAGUUCACCUUUUAA
Messenger RNA from Pocillopora verrucosa, 1542 nucleotides. Its product is annotated as MORN repeat-containing protein 4-like. NCBI's taxonomy places the organism in Eukaryota, Metazoa, Cnidaria, Anthozoa, Scleractinia, Pocilloporidae. Gene Ontology annotation, cellular component: cell projection. Gene Ontology annotation, biological process: response to axon injury. The record is from RefSeq and is a predicted model, not a curated record.